Molecule: messenger RNA, 258 nt
Organism: Helobdella robusta
Lineage: Eukaryota; Metazoa; Annelida; Clitellata; Rhynchobdellida; Glossiphoniidae
Exons: 1
Coding region: 1-258 (85 amino acids)
Source: RefSeq, a predicted model, not a curated record
AUGUUUUUGUUGUUGUUAUGUUAUUGUUUUCUAAAUGUUGAUGUUUUGACUGAAGAGUUUGUAGGCCUUGUUAAUAUUAUCUCCUUCGAUUUUCGUUGUUCCGAUUAUUCCGAUUUUCGUUGUUUCGGAUAUUCCGAUUUUCGUUGUUUCGGAUGUUCCGAUUUUCGUUGUUUCGGAUAUUCCGAUUUUCGUUGUUUCGAAUAUUCCGAUUUUCGUUAUUCCGGUUAUUCCGAUUGUUUCGGUUGUUAUUCCGAUUGA